Molecule: messenger RNA, 1701 nt
Organism: Acanthosepion pharaonis
Lineage: Eukaryota; Metazoa; Mollusca; Cephalopoda; Sepiida; Sepiidae
Source: the annotation of a GenBank genome assembly
AUGUCUGGUGGCCAGAUAUUUGCUCCGUUUGUCGCUCUCCCUUCCUCUUCCUCAUCUUCCCUUUUUACUUCCUUUCUCCCCUACUGUUGUGCACAUUUAUUUAAUGGGUCCAUUUUUAUCAUCGCCCGAUAUCGGCGUCUCCUUAUAUAUCUAUCUAUCUAUGCAUCUCAUUCUGUUUAUAUCUAUCUAUCUAUCUAUCUAUCUAUCUAUCUAUCUAUCUAUCUAUCUAUAUAUCUAUCUAUCUAUCUUAGCCUAUUCUUUAUCUAUAUAUCGAUCUAUCUAACUCGGUAUAUUCAUUAUCUAUUUAUGUAUUUAUGUCUAUUAUCUAUCUUAUUAUCAAUCUAUCUAUGCAUCUCAGUCUGUUCAUAUCUAUCUACGUAUCUCAGUCUAUCUAUCUAUCUAUCUAUCUAUCUAUCUAUCUAUCUAUCUAUCUAUCUAUCUAUCUAUCUAUCUAUCUAUCCCAGCCUAUCCUUCAUCUGUAUAUCGAUCUAUCUAUCUCGUCUAUCUAUCUAUCUAUCUAUCUAUCUAUCUAUCUAUCUAUCUAUCUCAGUCUAUUCAUAUCUAUCUAUCUAUCUAUCCCAGCCUAUUUUUAUCUAUAUAUCGAUCUAUCUAUCUCGUCUAUCUAUCUAUCUAUCUAUCUAUCUAUCUAUCUAUCUAUCUAUCUAUCUCAGUCUAUUCAUAUCUAUCUAUCUUUCUAUCCCAGCCUAUUUUUAUCUAUAUAUCGAUCUAUCUAUCUCGUCUGUUAAUAUCUAUCUAUCUAUCUAUCUAUCUAUCUAUCUAUCUAUCUAUCUAUCUUUCUUUCUCAGACUAUUCAUUAUCUAUUUAUGUAUCUAUGACUAUUCAUUAUCUAUCUCAUUAUCAAUCUAUCUACGCAUAGCACUCUGUUCAUAUCUAUCUAUCUAUCUAUCUAUCUAUCUAUCUAUCUAUCUAUCUAUCUAUCUAUCUAUCUAUCUAUCCCAGCCUAUCCUUCAUCUUCUAUCUAUCUAUCUAUCUAUCUAUCUAUCUAUCUAUCUAUCUAUCUAUCUAUCUAUCUAUCUAUCUCAGUCUAUUCAUAUCUAUCUAUCUAUCUAUCCCAGCCUAUUUUUAUCUAUAUAUCGAUCUAUCUAUCUCGGUCUAUUCAUAUCUAUCUAUCUAUCUAUCUAUCUAUCUAUCUAUCUAUCUAUCUAUCUAUCUAUCUAUCUCAGUCUAUUCAUAUCUAUCUAUCUAUCUAUCCCAGCCUAUUUUUUCUAUAUAUCGAUCUAUCUAUCUCGUCUGUUAAUAUCUAUCUAUCUAUCUAUCUAUCUAUCUAUCUAUCUAUCUAUCUAUCUAUCUAUCUUUCUCAGACUAUUCAUUAUCUAUUUAUGUAUCUAUGACUAUUCAUUAUCUAUCUCAUUAUCAAUCUAUCUACGCAUAGCACUCUGUUCAUAUCUAUCUAUCUAUCUAUCUAUCUAUCUAUCUAUCUAUCUAUCUAUCUAUCUCAGCCUAUUCAUUAUCUAUCUAUCUAUGCAUCUGUCUGUUCAUAUCUAUCUAUCAACGUAUCUCAGUCUAUGUCAGACUAUUCAUUAUCUGUCUAUCUUCAUUAUCUAUUUAUUUAUCGAUAUUUGUCUAUUCAUUAUCUAUCUAUCUAUCUAUCUAUCUAUCUAUCUAUCUAUCUAUCUAUCUAUGCUUCUCAGUCUGUUCCUAUAUAUCUAUCUAUCUAUCUAUCUAUCUAUCUAUCUAUGA